Molecule: messenger RNA, 1631 nt
Organism: Gadus macrocephalus (Pacific cod)
Lineage: Eukaryota; Metazoa; Chordata; Actinopteri; Gadiformes; Gadidae
Product: ADP-ribosylation factor 5-like
Exons: 6
Coding region: 184-726 (180 amino acids)
Biological process (GO): vesicle-mediated transport; intracellular protein transport
Cellular component (GO): cytoplasm; plasma membrane
Molecular function (GO): GTP binding; GTPase activity
Source: RefSeq, a predicted model, not a curated record
GCGUUGGACGGUACGUGGCACCAGGGAGGAGUCCGCGACGGAGAGCUGCACCCACUUCUGCCCUGUUCCACGUCCGAUUCUUUACUUUACCUGAGCACUAAACCCCUCUCCGUUGACAGCUUAAGGUGUCAGUAUCUUCUCUUAAGGUUAACUCUCUAUCCCCGUCUCGGACAGUCCAGCACGAUGGGUCUCACCUUCUCGUCGCUGUUCACGAAGCUUUUCGGCAAGAAGCAGAUGAGAAUACUCAUGGUUGGAUUGGAUGCUGCUGGAAAGACCACUAUACUGUAUAAACUGAAGCUUGGGGAAAUCGUUACCACUAUCCCGACAAUCGGUUUCAACGUGGAGACGGUAGAAUACAAGAACAUCUGCUUCACUGUGUGGGAUGUCGGCGGUCAGGACAAGAUCCGACCUCUGUGGCGACACUACUUCCAGAACACGCAGGGCCUCAUCUUCGUUGUGGACAGCAACGACCGAGAGAGAGUUGCAGAGUCCAAAGACGAGCUCGUGAAAAUGCUGCAGGAGGACGAGCUGAAGGACGCGGUGGUGCUGGUGUUUGCUAACAAACAGGACCUGCCCAACGCCAUGCCCGUCAACGAACUCUCCGACAAGCUGGACCUGCAUAAUUUGCGCACCAGGACCUGGCAAGUCCAGGCCACCUGUGCCACCCAGGGCACGGGACUCUACGAGGGACUCGAUUGGCUAUCCAGCGAGCUGUCGAAGCGCUAGAGGGGGGAGGGGGGGGAAAGGGGGAGGGAGGUACACAGGAGUGGACAUGAGUGACAUGAACAUGUGCAGCUGGAAGGAAGGGGAGCGCUCAGCAACAAGUAGGAGGAGGAUGUAGAGAUGCAGCAUUCCAUCAGAGGAAAACACGUUUGUUUGUCUUUUGUUGAAGUUUGUUUCUUUUUAAAUUAUAAGUGUGUUUGUACGGUAGAACAUGCAGUCGUGGACUUUGCACUCAAGUUCCGGUUCUGAUGCCUUUUCUUUUUUCCCCAUUUCAUUUUGUGUUGUCCUUGAAGGUGUUUUAGAAUGUUGUCCUUGUUUUUUUUCCUUCUUCUUCAUGACUCCAAACUUUGAAUUAGCAUGUUUUAAGGAAAUGAUGUAUAAAAACAAAUUCUGAGACUUUGUGGCAGUUGUGCUUAUAUUGAUUAUGUGUGGAAUGGCUUUUGGAUGUGUGUACGUUGGGGAUGGGUGCUUUGCGACUGUUGAGGGCUGAUUAUGGUCCCACCUUCAUGCAACGCAAUGACCACGCAGACGCUUCGGCACAGUCGCGAACCUGUUUUGGUUUUAGUGGGCGGACCAAUCACAGCACUUGCUGCGUCGACGGAAGGUUAACAUUUUUGGGAGGCGCACGUCCGGCCCUUGCGGUGGACGCAAGGUGGGUCCGCAAGGGGUCUGUAACCCCCUUGCGUGAAUGUGGGACCAAUCAGCCCAUUAGGGUGAACAGACACUUUGGCCCAACUUUCUCCAGGGGUGGGAGUGGGCUGAAGGGGUCAAAGGCCACUCCACACCCGCCUCUGGUUGACUGAACCAUUCCACAGAGCUGAAAGUGAAGAGCAGUUCCAUUCCGUAACAAUGUGAAAGUGCAAGUAUUUUCCAAGGCCAUUACGAUGCAAUAAAAGUGUCUUUUUUUC